AUGGCCGAAGCAGACGUCCACCUCCACGACUUCGCCAACAUCUUCUCCCUCGCGGGCAAAGUAGCCGUCGUAACCGGCGGCUCGCGAGGCCUAGGCCUACACGCAGCAUCGGGCCUCCUCCAAGCAGGCUGCUCCAAAGUCUUCAUCUCCUCGCGCAAAACCGCAGCAUGUGAAGCCGCCGUAGCAGCCCUCAACGCGCUGCCAAACAAGCAACCAGGGGCCCGUGCAUACGCCGUACCCGCGGAUAGCUCGACGCUCGCGGGGAUUGAGCGGCUGGUGCAAGACGUAGGCAAAGAGACGGAUCACGUGGACAUUCUGUUCGCGAACGCGGGGGCGACGUGGGGCGCGGCGUUCGACGAGGUGGAUGAGAAGAACGGGUGGGAUCGGGUUAUGGACUUGAAUGUCAAGGCGGUGUUUUUUACUAUCCAGAAAUUCGCGCCCCUCCUGCAGGCAAAGGCCAGCAAAGAGCAGCCCUCCCGCGUCAUCGUGACCACCUCCGUGGCCGGCAUAGCCGUCGGCUCGCUCGGCGCGAACGCCUCGUUCUCGUACUCUGCGUCCAAAGCCGCCGUGCUGCACCUGGCGCGCAAUCUCGCGGUCGAGCUCGGGCCGCGGCACGUUCUCGUCAACGGCGUCGCGCCGGGCUUCUUCCCGUCGAAGAUGGCGAACGAGCUGAUGAGGAGGAGCGGCGGUGUGGAAGCGCUGGAGCAGGCGAAUCCGAAUGGGCGCUUGGGACGGCCGGAGGAUAUUGCGGCUGCGGUGGUGUAUUUGAGCAGUCGGGCGGGCGGGCAUGUUAAUGGGGAUGUGGUUGUGCUGGAUGGCGGGAAGAUUUGGGGGAGUGGGAAACUGGAGCGGUUGUAG
Molecule: messenger RNA, 858 nt
Organism: Trematosphaeria pertusa
Lineage: Eukaryota; Fungi; Ascomycota; Dothideomycetes; Pleosporales; Trematosphaeriaceae
Product: bile acid 7-dehydroxylase 1/3
Exons: 3
Coding region: 1-858 (285 amino acids)
Molecular function (GO): oxidoreductase activity
Source: RefSeq, a predicted model, not a curated record